This is a messenger RNA of Humulus lupulus (European hop), 1814 nucleotides long. RefSeq lists its product as uncharacterized. The transcript is spliced from 10 exons. Gene Ontology annotation, biological process: proteolysis. The record is from RefSeq and is a predicted model, not a curated record. Lineage: Eukaryota; Viridiplantae; Streptophyta; Magnoliopsida; Rosales; Cannabaceae. Gene Ontology annotation, molecular function: peptidase activity. The annotation marks the transcript as partial.
UUAACUGUUGUACUUAAAAUAGUAACCAAAAUCCAAAGCACACGCGUCCUUGCAUGCCCUGCUUCUAAAUUUAAAAUUAUCAAAAAAUACCAGACAACACGACAAAAAAAAAAAAAAAAAACAAACACAAAAAGCGGGUCAACUUGUUGUUAUGCUCGCAACACUCAACACACUAGUAAUCCUUCACUUCGCUCUACUACUUCCAUGGCGGGAAUAUUUGAUGCCCUCGCCGCCGAUUACAAUUCCGAUCACGUCCUCGGAAAAUGGCACUCAGUUCCCGACCUCCGGCUUCGUGACCACCGAUUCACUGUUCCUCUGUUCUACUCUGCUGAUCCUGCUACUGCUGCUGCUUCUUGUUCUCCUAAGAUCUCUAUCUUUGCUCGCGAAGUGGUUUCAGUUGGAAACGAAGAGCAGCCAUUGCCGUACUUAUUAUACCUACAAGGUGGACCUGGAUUCGAGUGUCCACGCCCAACAGAAGCCGGUGGAUGGUUACAGCAAGCAUGUGAAACGUUUCGUGUUAUAUUAAUGGAUCAACGAGGUACAGGUUUGUCAACUCCAUUGACAUACUCAUCUCUGCUCCAAUUUAAGUCUGCAGAGGAUUUGGCUGAAUACGCAAAAUAUUUUCGAGCGGACAAUAUAGUAAAUGAUGCGGAGUUUAUUCGUAUGUGCCUUGAUGCUGGACCUUGGACAGUUUUGGGUCAGAGCUAUGGUGGUUUUUGUGCGGUAACCUAUUUGAGUUUUGCACAAGAAGGAUUGAGACAAGUCCUUCUGACUGGAGGAAUCCCUCCAAUUGGAAAUGGAUGCACUGCUGAUGCUGUGAAUAGAGCGUGCUUUGAACAGGUUAUACUUCAGAAUGAAAAGUACUACAAGAGGUACCCUGAGGAUGUUAAGACUGUUCGAGAAGUUGUUAAGUUUUUGUCAGAAUCUGAAGGAGGAGGAGUUGAUCUUCCUUCUGGGGGCAUCUUAACUCCACAAGGCCUGCAAACUCUAGGUGUCUCAUUUCUGGGGUGCUAUGCUGGUUUUGAGCGUUUGCACUACAUAUUGGAGAGAGUUUGGGAUCCUGUAACAGUUCCAGGAGCACCAAAGACAAUUAGUUACAACUUCUUGGAUACGUUUGAGAAGCUCAUAGCUUUCAAGACAAAUCCACUUUCCGUUCUGUUAAGUGAAUCCAUAUUCUGUCAGGGUGCUUCGUCCCAGUGGUCUGCUCAUAGGAUAAGGGCUGAAUUCAAUAACACAUUUGAUGCAAUCAGGGCUGCAGAAGAAGGUCGCUCUGCACUUUUUACUGGAGAGGCAAUUUUCCCAUGGAUGUUUGAUGAGUUUAAUAUCUCAAAGAAAUUGAAAGAUGCUACUGAUAUACUAGCUCAGAAGAAGGAUUGGCCUCCACUAUACAACAUUGCUGCUCUAAAUAACAACAAGGUUCCUGUUGCAGCAUCUGCUUAUUAUGAUGAUAUGAAUGUUAACUUCAAGCAAGCCAUGGAAACAGCUUCUGAGAUUGCAGGAAUUCGGUUGUUGAUAACAAAUGAGUACCUCCAUUCGGGUCUGGACGAUCCCGGGAGCCGAGUUUUUGAAUAUUUGAUGGGAAUGCUUAACGGAAAGAAGCCUUUGUUCUGAUCUGCAUUUCAUCUCCAACAUAGUGCAUACUUUCCACGUUACUUCCCCACCCUCUUUUUAUUUUUCUUAAUGUAAUUUUUUUUUCAAUAAAAAUGUGCCAUUCCCAACAAGUUAAGUCUCUAAUCUUUUAUGCUAAUUAAAAAUUAAGGAGAAAAACAAGGAGUUAAUAAAAAAAUUAAGAAAAAACUGUUUUUAGUAACAAA